Messenger RNA from Acanthoscelides obtectus, 391 nucleotides. The record is from the annotation of a GenBank genome assembly. NCBI's taxonomy places the organism in Eukaryota, Metazoa, Arthropoda, Insecta, Coleoptera, Chrysomelidae.
UGGAAUUUCCGUUCAAAAUUCAAAAGUCGGGUAGAAAGUAAUCACAAUUUGUAUAUUUCUAUUAAGAAAUAUGAUCAUAAAAUCAUGGAUAUAGUUUUUGAUGCUGAUUGUAGGUAAAGUUCGGUACGGUGUUAUGAGUUCUCAGAAAAAAGAAUAUCUUACCUAUCUGCUUCGUUUUCUAAAUGUGUGGGUGAAGAACAAGCUGAUGAUGUGGCACUUCUGUGAGAUCUGUCUAUCACUGGAAAAAAUGAAUGUGUUAGGCUACUAGUGUUUGAAUAAAAAAUGUCUGCAUCAACGUCUCAGUCCUACCAGUACUGCGGAAUAGCCAUCUAAACUCAAAAUGAUUGAAGUUAUAACAGGAUUUUCAAAUUGUGAAAGCUAUUAGGCAACA